AUGGGCUAUUUUGAUUUGGCAAUCUUACAAGAAGAAAAAAAACGAGAGCAAAAAGAAAAAAAUCAAAUUUUUUAUUUGCUUUCACUCAUAGCCGACAUUUAUCAACAUAAUUUGCUGACCCCGGUCGGCCAGGAAGUAUUAAAUUAUCUCCGUCAAGAACGGCAUUUAGACAAGACAACAAUUAAUCGCUUCGGUUUAGGAUGUAGCAUCAAUAAUCGCCAAUUAAGCCGCCUACUUUUGGAUCAAAAAAAUGCUGAUUUUUCCUCCGAGGAUUUAUUAGCCACUAAUCUGGUUUGGAUAACGGACCAGAAUCAAACUUGUGAUUUUUUCCCCGCCCACCAUCUAAUUAUACCUUUAGCCAAUACAGAGGGGAAAGUCGUGGCUUUUGCGGCACGAAAAGUCGGAGAAAUAUCCGCCGACGAAGGAAAAUACAAAUAUUUGCCUAGUUACCAAUAUUAUCAAAAAUCGGCCUUGUUGUAUAAUUAUUCGAUCGUUAAAAAAAACCGGGUCGAAGAAUGUUAUUUGGUCGAGGGAUUUUUUGAUGUCAUCAGUUUGAGUAAAUUGGAAAUUAAAAACUGCCUGGCUCUGUUGGGAACCAAUUUAUCAGAAGAACAAAUUAAACUUUUGCUCGGGUUAAAAAAACGAAUUAUCCUCUUUUUAGAUAACGAUAAAGCAGGACAGGAAGCCACAGUUAAUGUAGCCAUAAAAUUGCUAGAACGGGAAAUUGAUUGUGAAGUAGUGAAAAAUGACUAUCCAGGUGAUCCCGACGAAAUUUGUCGUCAACAAAGCCAAGAAAGCAUUCAAAUCCUACUCCAUACCAACGAAGAAAAAGAAUUAUUACGAGACGCCCAACCAGUAGUUAAAAUUAUUUUAGCUAUCAUUAGCCUAGAAAAAAAAAUUGCCGAAAAGGAAAAAGUGAGAAAAGUUAAGUCAGAAAAAGACCAAGAUGAAUUGAAAAAAUUAAAAUCCGAAUUAGAAAAAAAAAACCAAGAAUUAGCCGAAAUAGACCAGGAAAAACUCCAGAAAGGCAUAAACGCUAUUCUGGGUUCUGAGGAGUUGAACUCGGAAGGAGUCCUUUCUCUUCUCAAGGCCAUGGAAAAAUUUGAUCUUAACACUAAAUUUCGUUUUGCCACUUAUGCCGGCUGUUGG
Molecule: messenger RNA, 1149 nt
Organism: Racocetra persica
Lineage: Eukaryota; Fungi; Glomeromycota; Glomeromycetes; Diversisporales; Gigasporaceae
Source: the annotation of a GenBank genome assembly